AGAGGACCUCCCCAAAACCAAGAUCAGAGAAGAGGCACUACAUUACCACUGCACGCUGGACAUUAAUUGCACAUUGAUUUGAUAUAAAAGCUCCGUUUGAGCCAAAGCUGAAGCUCAACCUUAGCUUAAGGUUGUGCAGCGCACCAAAGAUGAAUACUCGGGAUGAGAAGAAGAACAAGAAGCCGAAGGAGAGCAGAGCUUCGACGGAUAACUCCCCUCCUCCCCUAAACCCAACAAGCCACAAUAUGCAGGCCAACGAGGGGUCCUCUCCUACUAAUUAUUCUGAGAAGGCAAAUAGCAGAUACAAGAGCCUUUACAUUAACUCACAAAAAAAGAUUGAAGCCCUGACACAAGAAAAUUGGCAGCUCGCUAAGAAGCUGGAAAAUGCUAUUGGAAAAGUUGAUGUGUAUGAGAAGAUGAUCAAUGAACUCUCUCAAAUGUAUGACAAAAUGAAGGAUGGAAUCUUAGUUCCAAACAUGGAAAGAGCUGCUGAAACCACCCCCAAUCAUCUGUUAUCGCAAACGCCGAUUACCGAUGCGCAACUUGCAGCUGCUAUGAGAGAGAGAAAGAGAAAGAAGAAGGGGGCGUAAAGCAAAGAAAUUGAAAUUUUGCAUGUGUUCAACUUCUUUUUGUUAGUGCUUAUCUCCUGGAUGUUUUCUGUUCUCAUCUAUUUUUGGUAUAUAGCUCAUUCAGUGAUGAGUUUUUUAUUUAUUUUUCAUGGGAAUGGAGGAAGGACUGAUGGACAGUGGGGAAACUGAAUGAAGCUGAAUUUCAAGAAGGGGCUAUAUAAAUUGA
Molecule: messenger RNA, 795 nt
Organism: Malania oleifera
Lineage: Eukaryota; Viridiplantae; Streptophyta; Magnoliopsida; Santalales; Ximeniaceae
Exons: 4
Coding region: 150-590 (146 amino acids)
Source: RefSeq, a predicted model, not a curated record